Misgurnus anguillicaudatus (oriental weatherfish) is the source of this 3038-nucleotide messenger RNA. RefSeq names its product VPS37B subunit of ESCRT-I a (gene vps37ba). The record is from RefSeq and is a predicted model, not a curated record. Gene Ontology annotation, cellular component: ESCRT I complex. Lineage: Eukaryota; Metazoa; Chordata; Actinopteri; Cypriniformes; Cobitidae. Gene Ontology annotation, biological process: protein targeting to vacuole; protein targeting to membrane; ubiquitin-dependent protein catabolic process via the multivesicular body sorting pathway.
UGAAUCGCUCUCGCGGUACUUUGACGUUUGACGCCGAGGGAUCUGCGCAACAACGCAUGAAGUCGAACACACCUAGAACCUUUAGCCCAUUCCGACUCCAACAGACUAGAGAAAGUGGUCCAGAGUGCGGAGUGUGUGAAAUACGCUGCUGUGCCAGACAUGGCAGGCUUUGCGAGCAAGUUGAGCUCUUACUCCUUAGUGCAGUUGAACGAACUCCUCGAAGAUGACGAGAAGCUCAAUCAAAUUAUAAACGACAUGGAGGAGAUUAAAGGUCUACAACAGAACAAGGAGUUGACAUUGGCUAGUAACCGCGUUCUGGCUGAGCGGAACCUUGAACUCCAGCCCAGGCUAGACCACCAAAAAAAUGAGCUUACCAAACGCUACCAGUGCCUACAAGAAGACUUUGAGGCCUAUCAGCUGCGCAAGUCCACUCUAGACCACAAGUCUGGAAACACUUCGUUGGACACAUUGCUUGCACUUCUACAAGCGGAAGGGGCCAAAAUCGAGGAAGAAACUGAGAACAUGACGGAUUCUUUCCUUGACGGUGCUACCCCCCUUGACGCAUUUAUUGAUGAGUACCAGAAUAAGAGGAAGCUCGUGCACCUGCGGAAAGUGAAGAUUGAGAAGCUCCGGGAAAUUGUGCUAAAGGGACCCCAGGUAGCUCCGGCCACACCUCAGCCUUCUCGCUCUCAGGACCUUCUCUCCAUGCCAGCAGAUGUUCAAAGAGAAGUCAAUGGCUCCCCAUUGCCGAUGCCCCGCCGGGCUCCUCCUCACCCCCCUCUUAAAGUUACCCAAACUCCCACUGUUCAGCCACCAGCAGCUUUCUCUUACCCCUCACCCUCCCCGUUUCCCCCUACCUCUCCAUACCCCCCUAUUCCUCCAAGAGUCGGAAAUACACCAACCAGUCUUAAUCAGGGAUACCCCAACAUAUAUAUGCAACAAUACCCCCCACCUGUGCCCCAGAGACCCCCACCACGCAUGGCACCCCAGCCAGGUUUCAUAAUGCAAUGAGUGGAGAAGAAACAAUAUGUACACUGGACGUUCAUUCAAGCCUUUUGUAGGUCCUCCAAGCUGCAUGUUGAAUAAUAUUGUGCGCCAUGAUGCCAAGAUGGAGUUUUGUCAUAUACAAUAAUCAACAGGACAAAUCUACAAGCAAAUGGGUAUCUACAACUGGGACCUUUAAUGUGCACUUUAGACUUUUUUGUGUAUUUGAUCAGUCACCGCUGGUUACAGAGUCAUUAUUUUCCUAUUCUGUACUCUUUUUAGGAGAGGUAGAUAAAUUCAUAGCUAAAUAUGACAUGAGCUACGUUAGUUUAGCACACUUAGUGAAAAUAUGAAAAUUCCUAAAUUGAGGUUCUGCAGUGAUGUAAGGCAUCUUAGUUAUUCAGUCAGACCGAUAUAAAGCUACAAUCAAGCAUAUUUUUGAGUUGUACUUAAUUCACCCACUUUAAUAUCAUCUGACAUUUCAUAACUGACAAAAGCUGCUUUAAAGUUGGCGAAGGUGAUGCCUAUGCAAACAGGCUGAGACUAAACUCUGUCUAGUUCAUGGAGGGGGGGGGGGUAUUUUAUCACUGCAUCCAGUUCUUAUGUGCUUGUGUUGUUAGCCGUAAAGCAGUGAUUUCAUACCAGCUUAUUUAAAAAAGUUAAGCAUCACUUUGAGUAAAUGUGGGUGAAAUCAUUUGGUACUGAUGUGGUUGAUGAAGCAGAGAUUAGAGGCUACUGCUACACAAUAAGAAGACCGCAAUGCCUUAUGUAUCUUAGAUAUGAGCAAAUUCAUUCUGACGGAGGGAAUUAAUUAGCUUAGAUUUGAAAGACGUGUGAUGGAAGGCGUGUGUGUGUACGUGGGGAAAUGUGUAAAUGAGUUAUUUUUAGUAAAUGAGUCAUGCAAGUGUGAACAUUUGUGAGGCAUAUGUGCUUGUACCGUCUUAUCCAACAUACUUAAACUGAUAUGCAUAACGUACCAUUUAUUGUUUAUAUCUAACACAUUAAUCAUCCAUGUGCUUAUUUUUGCCAUCUGGUGUAAAAAUGUUGAUUUGAAGAAGUGCUUCCUUUUCAUAAACCUUUUUUAUGUCAAUCUAUAUUGACAUUAAACAUCGUUAUGUUAGAUAAUAUAGCCAUACUAUUGUGACUCAUGUUUACCAUUUAUCUUUAUUGGUUUAAUUCAACUUUUUCUGCAUCAUCAGGUCUGUUACAUAUCCAUAUGUUGUUCCAUCUUUAAUGUGUAUAACUAGCUUUCAUUUCUGUAUAUAAAUAUUUAUGGUUGGCAUUAUCUGUGACUGAAAUAGCCACUUUGUGCCUAUGGUGGGUAGGAGGAGGACAUGGUUACUGUGGUGACCACCAGUGUGUUUUGUGCUUAUAUCUCCUUGCCUUCCCACUCAAUAACUAAUUACUUAAAAUUUCUAGAAUGCAAAUUUCAAUAUGCUGUUUACGCAGGUACAUCCUUACAAGUGUCCUUUCGUUUAGCUGUAUAUGUUAGAGGCAUAAUUACAUUGUCACACAUUCAGGAAGUUGACGUCAUAGACACAGGAAGAGUGUAACUUUGUUUAGGUGAAGUCCUCUCUUUAAUCAUUGGUGCUGCUACAUUUAUCUGUCGACAUAAUCAUUUAAUCAAUGAGAUUUAUUUGGCUCUGUUUGAAUUACAUCACUUUGUGUUAGUCAGUCUAGGCUGUCUGUCUGUUUUGUUUAAAUGCACCAGAAUUAGGAGUAGAAACAUGUGAGUACUUCAUGUAUGAGGUUGUGUUAUGUCUAAACAGUGACUUAAUACCUGAAACACUGUGUACUUUAAUGAGCUUGCCAACCAUCUGGAAAAAACAGCUUUUGUGUCUCUCUUUGUCUUAGAAAUAAUUAUAAUGCCUAGAUUUAUAACUUGUUACUUGGUUGAAUGCUGUCGGUGAUAUAAAAUAGGGUUUUGAACUCUUAUAAUGUGUAAUAUGCAGACUAUUCUGUUCUAGUUGUUCUUCAUUGAAAGUGAAAUAAAUUUUAAAUGUAACUGACAUUUCUAAUUUACAGAUAAUAAAAUGUAUCCUAUCGAGUUCAAA